AAACUAACUUGGUCUGAAGGUUGAGGUUUUUUAAUGCUAUUUUUCUCAGUGACAUUAAAAAUGAAAAAGAAAAGCUUCUCUUUCUUUCUUCUCUUCUCUCUUUUUAUGAGUUUCAGUACUUGUUUCACAACAGCUCAAGAUUGCAGUCCCAAGAACCCAGACUUGUUUCAUGUUGGUGUGGUUCUUAAUUUAGAUUCAGUGAUUGGAAAGGUUGCAGAAAGAUGCAUAUCCAUGGCACUCUCUGAUUUCUAUGCAGUUCAUCAUCCUUACAACAACUCAAAGAUUGUGCUUCAUGUGAGAGAUUCAAGAGGAGAUGCUGUUAUUGCCGCGUCUGCAGCGCUGGAUUUGAUUAAAAAUGUUGGAGUACAGGCAAUUAUUGGACCUCAAACAUCCGCAGAAGCAGAGUUCUUGGCUAAAAUGGGGAGUGUAGCUCAUGUACCCAUCAUAUCUUUCUCUGCUAUUAGCUCUUCUCUUUCUCCCACUCGGUUCCCUUACUUCAUACAAUUUGCUCAAAAUGAUUCAUCUCAAGUUAAAGCCAUUGCUGCUGUUCUCAAAGCUUAUGAAUACAAAGAAGUAUAUCUUAUCCAUGAUGACAGCAAUAGUGGAACCGCAGUAGUACCGUACCUUAUUGAUGGCCUUCAAGAAAUUGGCGCUCAUGUGCAUCGCCGAAUUGUGCUUCCUGAUGGAAUAAAAGGGACAGCGAUUGAGGAUAUUUUGCGAGAAUUAGGACAUACAAGCACAGGAGGAGGAGUCUUCAUUGUUCAUCUAUCUUUGUCCCUUGGUAACAGCUUUUUCUUACAUGUCAAGGAGAUGGGGAUGAUAAAAUCAGGUUAUAAAUGGAUUAUAAUGAGUGGACUCACAGAUUUCAUGAGCUAUAUGGAGCCUUCUGUGCUCAGUUCCAUGAAAGAUGUUGUUGGUAUUAAAACUCAUGUGCCAUUAUCCGGACCACAUCGAAGGUUUAUGGCUAAGUGGAGGAAACAAUUUGGAAAAGAAUACUCAAAGGAGAGAUUGAAGCUCAAUGUAUUUGGGCUAUGGGCAUAUGAUGCAACAUUUGCAACUGCAAAGGCAGUUAAUAGAGCUAUUUUGUGCUUAAGAAGAAAGCCACCAUGUCCGGAAGUAGCAUAUAACUCAUCAUCAUCAUCAAGAGAUUUUUUUAACAUGAGUGUCUCACAGAUGGGUUCAGAAGUGCUGAAACAAAUGAAAGAAACUAGAUACAGAACUGGUGUAAGUGGUUAUGUUCAUUUGGUGAAUGGUGAGUUACAAUCUUCAAGCUUUGAGAUAGUUAAUGUGAAAGAGAAAAGUCAGAAAAUUGGGUAUUGGAAUCCAAAGGAUGGUCUCUUUUGGAGUAUGAGUAGUUCAAUUAAUGUCAAAGAGGACCAUCAAGUUGUACAAAGACCCAGAUCAGUACUAGAUGCUACUUCAAGUAACAAUGUAUUGAGAAUUGGGGUACCUAUUAAGAUAGUAUUUCCUCAAUUCAUCAACAUCAGUCGCAGUUACAGUAAUGAUAAGAAGCCAAUUGUGACUGGUUUCUCAUAUGAGGUCUUUAUGAAUGUUAUGAAAAAUUUACAAUACACGGGCACUUAUGAAUUUUUUCCAUAUGAGAAUGAGAAUGGUGAGCCUAAAGGAGACUACAACGAACUAAUACAACAAGUACAUGACAAGGUAUAUGAUGCAGUUGUUGGAGAUAUAACAAUCUUGGCAAAUAGAUCAAAAUAUGUAGGCUUCACUCAACCAUAUACAGUCUCUGGAGUUCGCAUGGUUGUGCCUAUAAAGAAAGAUGACAAUGGGAGUUCAUGGUGGUUCAUGAAGCCAUUAACAACAGAACUAUGGCUGACCACAAUUUUGAUAAUUGUCUUAAAGGGGUUUCUGGUUUGGAUCUUUGAGCGUAAGGAAAACCCUGAAUUCCAAGGCACAACUUCAGAGGUGGUGGGGAAGGUCUUGUCACAAUCUUUCUCUAUAUAUAUUUUUGCAAAUCAGGAGAAGCUCCAAAGCAACUAUUCUAGAUUCGUUUUGGGCUUGUGGACUUUUGCUGUGUUUAUACUUGUGAGCAGUUACACAGCAAAUUUAACUUCUAUUUUAACUGUUGAGAACUUAGAACCAACUGUGACAAAUUUGGACACUAUUUAUAAAGAUGGAAAGAAUGUUGGAUAUCAAGAUGGGUCUUUUGUGUUUGAUCUUCUCAAGCGCAGGGGAUUUAAUGAAUCAAGGCUCAGGAAGCUUUCUUCACUAAAGGAAUAUGCAAAUGCUCUAGCAAAUGGAAGUAUUUCUGCAUUUGUUGAUGAGAUCCCAUACAUUAAUGUCUUCCUUUCCAAGUAUUGUCGUCAAUUCACUGUUGCUGGACCAACAUACAGAACAGGAGGCUUUGGCUUUGUGUUCAGAAAAGAUAAUCCGAUGCUAGAGAAGAUUUCCGAAGCUGUCCUUAACUUUACAGAAGGAGACCAUAUGAAUAUGAUUGAAAAGAAAUGGUUUGGGAAUGAAGCAUGUGCUGAGAUGUUAGAGUUUUGA
Molecule: messenger RNA, 2505 nt
Organism: Macadamia integrifolia
Lineage: Eukaryota; Viridiplantae; Streptophyta; Magnoliopsida; Proteales; Proteaceae
Product: glutamate receptor 2.7-like
Exons: 6
Coding region: 34-2505 (823 amino acids)
Cellular component (GO): plasma membrane
Molecular function (GO): glutamate-gated receptor activity
Source: RefSeq, a predicted model, not a curated record